UCGGAGUCCUGCGGGCGGGGCGGGCGGCGCGAAUGGCCGGGCGCGCGUCCCCGUCCCUUCUUCAUUGAAGGCAAGGGAAGUGUUUUGGGGCGGAACUGGAGAUUAAACUUCGCACAUGGUGACUGUGGGUGGACGGGCGUGAGGUCGACCUUUGCACGGGGCGCGGGGGAUGCCCACUUGCAAGGGCGCGCAGGAGGUGGCCCCGCUCCUGACAGCCAGGUCAUGAAACGGGUGCGUACCGAGCAGAUCCAGAUGGCCGUGUCCUGCUACCUCAAGCGCCGGCAGUAUGGGGAUGCAGACGGCCCGCUGAAGCAAGGCCUGCGACUGUCACAGAGUGCUGAGGAGAUGGCGGCCAACCUUGCAGUCCAAUCAGAAUCUGGUUGUGCCAACAUAGUGUCUGCAGCCCCUUGCCAGGCAGAGCCCCAGCAAUAUGAAGUACAGUUUGGAAGGCUGCGGAAUUUUCUUACUGACUCUGACUCCCAGCACAGCCACGAAGUGAUGCCUCUCCUCUAUCCCCUCUUUGUCUACCUCCAUCUCAACCUGGUCCAGAACAGUGCGAAGAGCACAGUGGAAAGUUUCUACAGCCGCUUCCACGGGAUGUUUCUGCAGAACGCCAGCCAGAAGGACGUCAUCGAGCAGCUGCAGACCACGCAGACCGUCCAGGACAUCCUGUCCAAUUUCCGGCUGCGGGCCUUCCUGGACAACAAGUACGUGGUCCGUCUCCAGGAGGACAGCUACAACUACCUUCUCCGCUACCUCCAGAGUGACAACAACGCCGCCCUGUGCCGGGUCCUUACCUGGCACAUCCAUCUGGACGUGCAGCCCGCCAAGAGGACAGACUACCAGCUCUACGCCAGUGGCGGCUCCUCCCGGGGCGAGGGCAGCGGCCUGGAGCCCACCGACAUGCCGGCCCCCAUCCUGCAGAAUGAGGCCGCGCUGGAGGUCCUGCAGGAGAGCAUUAAGCGCGUCAAGGAUGGCCCGCCCUCCCUCACCACCAUCUGCUUCUAUGCCUUCUAUAACACCGAGCAGCUUCUGAACACAGCGGAGAUCUCCCCAGAGAGCAAGCUGCUGGCAGCUGGCUUUGACAACUCCUGUAUAAAGCUAUGGAGUUUGCGCUCCAAGAAGCUCAAGCCAGAGCCCCAUCGGGUAGAUGUGUCCCGCAUCCACUUGGCUUGUGAUAUCCUGGAGGAGGAGGAUGAUGAGGACGAUGACGUGGGCACGGAGAUGAAGGUCCUGCGGGGACACUGUGGACCAGUGUACAGCACGCGGUUCCUCGCGGACAGCUCAGGGUUGCUCUCCUGCUCUGAAGAUAUGUCCAUCCGAUACUGGGACCUGGGCAGCUUCACCAACACUGUGCUGUACCAGGGCCACGCCUACCCGGUGUGGGAUGUGGACAUUAGCCCAUACAGCCUGUACUUCGCCAGCGGCUCCCACGACCGCACAGCCAGGCUGUGGUCCUUCGAUCGGACGUACCCACUGCGGAUCUACGCCGGGCACCUGGCCGAUGUGGACUGCGUCAAGUUCCACCCCAACUCAAACUACUUAGCCACGGGCUCCACUGACAAGACCGUCCGGCUGUGGAGUGCACAGCAGGGGAACUCGGUGAGGCUCUUCACCGGCCACCGCGGCCCCGUGCUCUCUCUGGCCUUCUCCCCCAAUGGUAAGUACUUGGCGUCGGCAGGCGAGGACCAGCGGCUGAAGCUGUGGGACCUGGCAUCUGGGACCCUCUUCAAAGAGCUGCGAGGCCACACAGACAACAUCACCAGCCUCACCUUUAGCCCUGACAGCAGCUUGAUCGCGUCAGCGUCCAUGGACAAUUCAGUGCGUGUCUGGGACAUCCGGAACACGCACUGCAGCGCGCCCACCGAUGGCUCCUCCAGCGAGCUGGUGGGCGUCUACACCGGCCAGAUGAGCAACGUGCUGAGCGUGCAGUUCAUGGCCUGCAACCUCCUGCUGGUGACCGGAAUCACACAAGAAAAUCAGGAACAUUGAUUUUGUAGCUGAUGGAACGGACUGGGGCGAGGCUAGGGCUCCAGACGGAAUCUUAGAACAGACUGAUGGAAUCACUGGCUGACUGUGAAAGGCUCCCCACUUCCCUGCUCCUGCAGAUUUCCCAAGCUCACCACACACCCUUCGCUCAGCCCCCAAGUGUCAGAGGUCAGGGGGAGGAAGGGUGGUGAUCGAGAGCAUGGGGUCAAGAAUCACGAAGAUCACCCUAUGUCCACAUGUGCCACUGCCACCACCACCCCCACCACCCCUGCCCCCCACCAGUGUCUGCUCAUUUUCUGUCUGUGGAGCCAAGAUGCCGCUCACCUGCUGGGGCUGUGCUUGGUCCGAGGGUGUUUGCCCGGCCACCAGCAGCAGUGCUGCAGGGUCACUGGGCGGAGGGAACUCUAUCUGGGUAGGAACGUGGGCGGGGGUCUAGGAAAGGGGGCGGGGCCAUCCUGGCAAAUGUCUUUCCUUUUCCGUGGUUAUAGAGAACCAGGAUUUUUAUUAUUGUUAUUAUAAUUAUAAUUAUUAUUAUUAUUGAGAAGAGGAAACCUAGCACUGGCAGAGAGGCCCUUCUCUGCUCUCAUCUUUCAGGUUUUACUCCUGGCACUGGCUGUGAUACUUGGAAUUUUGAGGUUCAGGGAACUCAGAGAAUUUGGUAUAACACAGUGUAUUGGGAGAAAGGGAACAUUUCUGGGUGACAGACUGAUCACUGAGCUGACAUGUUUCCAGAAAUGGUGGGUGGAUUUGAUUGGAAAAGUUGGGCUCCUGCAGCGAUGGUGGGAAAGAAAGUCUUCAUGGCUGCACUUCUUUUAACAGUUCUCUCCCCUGAAAGGACAGAUUGUAGUAAAGAAAUGAAAAUAAUUUGAAGUGAUAAGUCAAAAGAUAGAAUUAGAAAAUGUUGAAUUUCCAAGUGAUUCAGAGGUGUGGCUCUUCCAGCGUCUUUUUCUCCCGAGGUCAUCCCUCCCACCUCCUGCUUUGCAAUUGCAGUUUAAUGAACACUCUGUGAAACAAAUGCUAAAUAUGAACACACGCAUAUAAAACUAUGCUCUGAGGAUAAAGCAGCUUAUAAUUUGUGGGAAAAGGAUUAAAUAUUUCUGUUUUCUGAAAAGA
Phacochoerus africanus (Common warthog) is the source of this 3102-nucleotide messenger RNA. RefSeq names its product TATA-box binding protein associated factor 5 like (gene TAF5L). Gene Ontology annotation, cellular component: nuclear protein-containing complex; histone acetyltransferase complex. Gene Ontology annotation, biological process: regulation of DNA-templated transcription. The record is from RefSeq and is a predicted model, not a curated record. Lineage: Eukaryota; Metazoa; Chordata; Mammalia; Artiodactyla; Suidae. Gene Ontology annotation, molecular function: transcription coactivator activity; protein binding.